Molecule: messenger RNA, 1056 nt
Organism: Alternaria incomplexa
Lineage: Eukaryota; Fungi; Ascomycota; Dothideomycetes; Pleosporales; Pleosporaceae
Exons: 4
Coding region: 1-1056 (351 amino acids)
Source: RefSeq, a predicted model, not a curated record
AUGAAUGCACCCCAGGAGAUCUCAGUGAACGUAGGACCUGGAAGCGGAAUUGCACUUGCGGAAACUGAUCAGAAUGCUGUUCAAACAUUCAAACCCGCCUCUAAGCGUAAAUACAAUGAGGAGAAGAAAGCAAAAGUUAAAGAGACGCGCGAUAGGUCCUCAUGCAUAUUCUGCCAGCUGCGGAAAAAAGAGUGCGAAUUCACUCAGGAUUCUGAUGAAUGCGAUGCCUGUCUCAAGCACCGGUCAACCGACUCACCUAAGAAGAUCUGGGAUCUGCCUUGUGUUCGUGUGCAGCUCAAGGAAGCUUUGGUAUAUCGCAAUGGCUCCAUAAGAUUCCCCACUGGUGUGCACAUAGUUGGACGUUGGGACAACAAAGUCAGCAAGAUAAUUCGACUGUCUUUCCCUGUAGGAGCUUUUCCUGGAACGGAAAUCAUUCAGCGAGGCCCUUGCAUAGAUAUCCAAUGCCGUGGGUUUCAAAGGAACAAUAUUGACAUCCUCUCUCGACAAUAUGUUUCGCCUUCGGGAAUGAAGGAGGUGAAGUUUCCGCCUUUCGCUGUAUCAUCUCCAGUGGGCGCCAGAAAAGCGCUGGAGGCUCUUGUCGACAACAACCUUGCCUACUUCGUCAACGUACUCAAGAUUAAUGCACAUGUCCUCCACCGAAUCACAUUUGACGAAGCGAUGAGGCAAGCACCUGAGAGCUCACUCGUCAAGGGAACGCUAAGAAUUGCAGUCAUAGCUAGACUGAUUUCAAAAAGUUUCGGAAUUAUCGGCACAGAAACGCUCGGUAUACCGUUUGAGAACGACCCGAGCUCACCUUACUACGGACGCACCCCGAUACCGCCAAUGUUAGAUGCACAGCUUGACGAGAUCUGGCGAGACAUCUUGUCUAAACAAAAGAAGAAAACGCUUGCUGAGCUGAAGCGCAAAGUCUUUUCGAAAAAGCGUCGACAGUGGCUGGAGACGUUCUUGGCCAUCUUCAUUCUUUUGCAAACUAUUGAGUUCUCGUACCAACACCAAGUUCGUCAGCUGGAACGGCAUCGAAAGGCUGUAGGUUGA